Messenger RNA from Wyeomyia smithii (pitcher-plant mosquito), 5864 nucleotides. RefSeq lists its product as uncharacterized. The record is from RefSeq and is a predicted model, not a curated record. The coding region runs from base 121 to 5613 and encodes 1830 amino acids. The transcript has 7 exons. NCBI's taxonomy places the organism in Eukaryota, Metazoa, Arthropoda, Insecta, Diptera, Culicidae.
CUGGCAUCUCUGCGAUAAACUGUUAAGCAGCCAAAGUAUAAAUUCAUAUAAGCGGGAAAACAGCUAUUAAAAGUUUUUGAAAUGCAAUUCAAUUUUUCACAUUAAAUAAAGGCUUACAAAAUGUCGGACAUUGACGAGUAUUCAGUGGAAACUUGCCAUGAUGUGACUGAAUCAACCAGUAAAGUUUCCAAAAAUUCGGAAACGGAUAAAAGGUGCGAAAAAUUGGCGGAUAGGGCUGGAAACAUGGAAGAUGAGAAUGAAAACAACAAAGAGGACACGAGUGAACUUCUGGAAGACCGGAAUAAAACCGUAGAGGAUAAGAAAGAUGAAUGUUUUAAAAACGAGACGAAUACAAUCUUAGAAAGCAAAAAGGAUACAAAUAUGGAACGCAGAGAAUACGAAAGUAAAGACGAUGAUAAUACGUUCAGUUCCAAGAAUGAUCAUGGCGAAUGUGAUGAUAUUACAGAAGAGCAGGAAAAUAAGUUACUAGCGGAUGAUUGCGAAGAUCUGGAUGUGAUUGAUUGCUAUACAGAAGAUUUCGAAAGCGACGUGGAGACGGAGUCUGGUGGUAAAGAGGCUAGGAAGAAGUAUACUCAUUCUACCUACAAUAUAGUAGUUGAGAAAAAAACUGUUAAAUCUACUAGUGAAAGCAAGUCUUUAAUUGAAGGUGAAACUCAGAAGGAAAACAAAUCGCCCAAGGAUAAAAUAGAGAAACAUAGCCCAAUUGAUAGCACUACCGAAAAGUCUAAAAAAUCUGACAGUAUAGGCUGUAAUCAAAAAACAUCGGCCGAGGAUAUAACGGAAGGGUUUGUAACAGUGGUUUUUGCAGAAGAAGAUAAUGACGAUGAUAUGUUACAAAUCGACGAUGAAAAUAUUGAGCUUUUACUGGUGGACAAAGCCGGAAGUAACGAGGGUAACGAUCAGUCGGAAAUGUCUUUUCACGCCAAAGAUGAAAAAGAGCAAGAUUGCAUAUUGCGAAAACCCUUGAUAAAGCAAAUCGUUCCAGAAAUCACUGUUUCCGAUGACGACGAUGAAAGAAGUGAUGUUUUCGGAAGCCAAGAAUCGCUGAACCUGCAAAUUGAUCAUUUCGUUGGCAAGGCAUCUGAACUGAAUCUUGCCAAUAAAAAAGGUGACAUAUCCGAAGCAGGUAUAAAGAUAACCUUCGAUUCAGAUACUUGUGACAAUGAAACUGAAUCGCACCUUGAUAAUUGUCAUACAGAAGAUGCAGACUUUCAGCAACUUAAGCUGGAAUUUUAUGAAAACGUAGGAGCAGAGGUCGAAGCUAGUAGUAGCAGAUCCAUUAAAAAACAUCGCAAAGAAGUAAAAAAAGCGCGUGGGUCGUCAGAAGAUACGACUGAAAUAAUUUUUAUAAAGGAAGAACCUCUCACGCCAGUGAAAAAACGUAUAGAACGAUUAAAUAUACCGGAAAAUACCAUUCCAACCAUUGAUUUGACAUCGUCCGAUGAAGAUGAUAUGCUAAAUGACAUGGCUCAAAAUUUUGUAUAUGAACAGUUGAAAACUAAAAAAAAGAAAACAAAAAAGAGAAAAAAACAUAGCAAACAUUCUCCAGAUACCACUGCGUUAGUGAAAUCUGAUCUAUCCGAGCGUUCGAUGGAACGGAAACGGACCGAUUCGGACUCAAUUUCAAUAACAUCAUUCGACGAUAUACUGGGUAAUUCCGACCGUAUCAUAUCUCUGCGGAAACGGAUGGUCACGGUUCUUCCAGAAACACCCCCCAAAGUUGUUUGUCACAAAAAAUCAAAAAGAUCAGAAUCAGAUCCUCUCAAAGAACCUGUCAAACGGAAGAAACACGAUGAUCCUUUAAUGCGUGGUUACAAGCGUCGUAAGCCAUCUCGUUCUGCUUCCAAAUCUAGUGUACGCUCUGUUUCUACAAGUGCGGCUACGCAUGUGGAUGAUGAAAUGGUAGGUGAAAUAGAAGAAACGUCGCAUACUCCCCGCAAGACUGCCGACGUUAAUGAUCCUAAUAGUCUACAGUCUGACAUACAAAUCAUUGAUGAGCAAGAAGAUAUUGAGUUGCUGGGUUCAACUCCUCUUAAGGAAGCGAUCGCGAAAGAAUUGUCGGCUGUAGGUAGUAGUGUUGAAAAAAAUACAGUUCAAAAUAAUAGCAACAUCAGUUUCCCGGAAGCAAGGACUGAUAUCGCGCUGGAAGAUAUGCUUGAGGAUUUCUUUGAAAGAGAAGAAGCGAAAAAGAAUAAUAACGCAUUUUGUUCGAUUUCAUUGGAGGAAAAAAUGAUCAUGGAUUCGCUGUUUCAAGACUGCGAUGAACCACACCAAUCUAGUUCUUUCCCUGCUUUGAAGGAAGUGAAUCCACUGUUUGACAACCAAACGCAACCAAUGUCUACCGCUAGUGAACAGAUCACUAUUAGCUACGCAAUAUCCGACGGUAUAACUUCGGUUCCAGCCGUACCAAUCAGCUCAGAUGACCAGAAAUCAACUGAUGUUCAAAAGUGCGACCAACUAAAAGGGCCACAUUUUAAAAUCGUUCAGAACUACGAUCGCUAUAAGAAGUUACUAGAGAGUCGUCCGAGCAAGCCAGUAAAGGUUAUCGAACCAAUACCACGCCGCCGUAAGCGCGCUGAUUCAGAUGAAGAUUAUCGUCCGAAAAGCUACAUAAAAAAGAAACUGUUUUCCCGUCCUCGCAAAAGAGUUCCAACAAAAAUGGAGGGCAGCAAUCAUUUUCGACCCACUGGCGAAUAUUUGACUACGGACGAGCUAGAUCUGGCCUGUAAAGAUAUGCCCUCGCUGGAACAUGAUUUGGCAUUGACCAGCUCCGACAGUGGGUCUCUCGAAAACGGAAAUGUAGGAAGUUCGCUUUCCGUCCAGAAGUUUAACAGCAAGACACAGUUGAAUGAGCAACCAAAUUUGGUAGAUAAUGCGGACAAAGCAACGACGGACGAUGUGGCUAAAAUUAAAACAACCGUCAAAAAGGUUAAGACUGGCAAACGAGGGCGUCCGCCAGUUAAGGAGAAAAUUUGCGGGUUUUUCUGCAGCAAUACAGGUCAGCAGAAAAGUAACUGCAAUGCAUCAUGCUGUCAAAACGAAAUGUUCCAUGAUCCUGCUUCGCAGUCAUCGCAGUUUAUUAAACCAAGCAACAAACCUGAUAGUAAGAAAAUACCGAAGAAGCGCGGUAGGAAGCCCACUGUUAUCUCGUCGGAUAACGUUACUGAAUUGUUUACAGGUAAUCCUUGUCCGAGUCUAACAGAAAGUUCGGAUGAUUUAUCAUCGGCACCGUCGGCAAUAUUACCCGACUAUGGUGAACGCGAUCAGGUACAAAAUGAUUGCUCGAACGAAGAUCAAACAGAUGUAAAAAUGGAUAACCUACAGGUUAUCAUAUCUCCGCUCACAGAGGAGAAAAUCAGAAAGAUUAAUACUCCAAAGAAAAAACGCAAAGGUUUAACCAAAGCGUGCCAAACGGAAAUAUGCGGGCUCACUUGGUUAAUCGAGUUGGAUCAAAUUAACUUCCGUUCCGAAUAUUUUGAAAAGCUUCGUGUUCUUUUGAAUAAUGGAGCAGCAAGGAAUGCAUUACGCCGAGCAAACGACGUAGGAAAGUUUACGUCUCAAAACGGAACUCCAAGAAACGGCUUGGAAAGUCUUGAGGGAGUAAACAUGUCGAAUCGCAGCACCCUGCAGUUACCGUUGACGUCACCAACAUCGGCAACCGAUUCAAUAGCAGAACCACCAUGUCACUCCAGAAGUUCUGUUGAAACUCUGCUGUUUCAAAAGAAAAUUGAUGAGGUUGAAACACCAUCGACGAACCAUAACGAUGUAUGGUCUCAAAAGCAACUGAUAAAAAGUUUACGGUCAACUUUCCGUAUUCCAAAGCUUGUGAAGCAGCCCUCGAGAUCUCCACAACCGGUGACUUCAUCCACAUCAGGUGUUUUUGAUACAUACUCUAGCAAAGAAGAUGAAGAACAAAUAUGUGUAAUGCAGUUACCAAGUUCCUCACGCGAAUCGGCUUCCAACCGAGCACCAGAAACAGCAGCUGUUCUGAAUCGCCCGGUUGAGCGUGAAUAUAUUGACGAUGAAACUGAGAGCUGUCCUUCGUCGAACUGCAGCGUUCAAUCGUACGCUCGGGAAGAUCCACGACGAAGUGCGUCGUUGCCGAAGCGGUUUGAAAUAGCGACGGGCAUCAAAAGCAAAGAAAAUUUAUCCUCCAGAAAAAGUCCAUUGAAUUUUGCGAAUGCAUUAAAUUUCAAGAUUGUUCACGGUGAAGAUAAUAAGAAAAACCCUGAUCUCUCUACUGUACCAGUUCCCAACAAUGUUCCGCAAAUUCCUAUGCCACUGGAAAACAGAGUUGUUUUACCUGACCGUACAGAAAUGAUGAACGUUAAACGAACUAUCAAAAACGACAUUAGUCAGCCCACCGCCUCCGUUACAUCACACGUUGUACAGCAACAACUACAAACUUCAGAGCCUCUGCAGCAGUUACCAUAUUCGUCAGUUAGACCCCUUGCUCCGCCCAUGCCAGUUGACUACAAGUUCACCCAGCCAUCUUUGCCUGGAUUUCAUACAUUUGGCACCUAUGGUGGCAACUCAUUCAACAAAAGCUACCAGAGCGCGAACGAUUUUGAUGUUAAGCCUUUUGCAUCGAAUACCUACGGCGGCUGGGGGAACUUUGAUAUUAUGAAUACCGGGGGACAACAUGGGGGAUUCAAUGAAUUUGUAGCCAUGUUGUAUGAACAGUAUAAACAACAACAAGUUCCAUCCGCUGCUGCCUUGCCAAUAAAUGUGGCUGGUCCAAGUCAUUUGCCAUUGUUUGGUCAAUGGUUCCCUCCCUCAGCCGUACAAUCAAUAGCAGCAGCAGCUGCAGUCAAACCUCAACCGUCAUUGCUGCCGUCUGCGAAUGCAAGUAGCCCAAUGUUUAGCAGUGAAGCGGUUGAGAUGAUUUGUUAUUUGUUUGGAUGUUACGAUUUCCUUGUUGAUAAGUGCAUCAAACUUCAUUGUCGUCUAUCACACGUGCUGCCGCACGAGGAAGAAGUUUUACAAAAGCUUUCGAUUCAGAAUUGUGACUUCAUCAUGGCAACUUAUCGAUUCGUGAACAACCGAGAUGAUUUGUUCAUUAAAUAUUUCCCAGUUUACGCUGGAGUUAUGGGUCGUAAUAAGAUGCGCCAUCAGCUGGUUGGCACAAUUCAAGACUGCGAAAAACCGAAGCGUCCGUUACAGUAUUAUCGUUAUAUCGUAGAAGCUUUGAAAACAAGUGGAACAAGUCCAACGCAGGCCGUGCAAAUUUUAGUUGAUAAACAUAAAAAGACAAAUUUCCAUCAGAUCAACAUUUUGAUCGAUUUAAUCCUAGAUACCGGUGAAGGUGUCCCUUCAUUUAUUCGUUGGCUAGAAGAUUUUUUGCACGUCAAAGGCUACUCUUACGAAAUGUCAGCCAUUAAUCGUUUGCUCGAAAUCGUCGUAGAGCAACCGUCUCGAGAAUUGGCAAAAUUAACUUCAAAAGUUGUUCUGAAGGUUCCUGUGGGCAAUGAACAGCUGAUCAAUACAGCGAGCUUACUCGAGUUCUCGAAACAGGCAAGACAGUAUCCGGAGACGGAGCUGGAUGUUGAGGAUAUCGUCAAGAAAUAUGGCAGUGUUGUCAUGAGAGUUUAGAUUGUUAGGCAAAACUAUAACUAUCGCUACCGCAGCGAUAAUUAGAUUCUAGGGCCCAUGAUCAACAGACUUGUUUUUAUGUAAGUAUUUCUUGAAUUUACUUAAUCAAUCGCUUUAAGUUCCAUACAAUCUCACUGUUUGUUUAUUUCAAACUGUGACAAUUAUCUUUGCUCAACGAGUGUGGCAAUUUCUUGUUAAAGCUUUGUUAUUUCAUUUUUUCAACGAUAUUAUAUUCAGCCAAAUCAGACAAU